This is a messenger RNA of Parus major (Great Tit), 4342 nucleotides long. Its product is annotated as serine/threonine-protein phosphatase 4 regulatory subunit 3B-like. Gene Ontology annotation, molecular function: protein phosphatase activator activity. Gene Ontology annotation, cellular component: protein phosphatase 4 complex; nucleoplasm. The record is from RefSeq and is a predicted model, not a curated record. Gene Ontology annotation, biological process: DNA damage response; protein dephosphorylation. Lineage: Eukaryota; Metazoa; Chordata; Aves; Passeriformes; Paridae.
CCAAAUCGAUUUUUGCCUCUUUUCUUUUAUAUAUUUCUGUAUUCUUUAUACAUGUAUUUGUAGCCUAUUAGUGUAUUUGUAGUCCCAGUACUUUUCCUUAUCUUUCUCCCUAGGCAGAAAGACAAAAUAUAUUCCAGAGCUUCAGUUCCUGGGGGUUACAAAGCCACUGUCCCUCCCUAGGAACCAAGGUCAAAACCAGCUCUUAGAGACACAUUUUCAUCAAGAACAUUUAGUCCCUAAAAAGAGACAGAAUUCAGAGAAGGGUUGAACUGGAGGAAAUUGCCUCACCAGUUAUGUCUCUAAUUGGUGUUUUUUGUCAAUUAUGCUAAUUUUGUAAACUUAGAAAACUGUAUUCAUCCCAGGGGGAUAUGCAUUUUGUGGACGUUCUCCAUAUCUGGCCCUGGAGGCCUCCAAUAAACACCAGGCUUUAUAUUAGCUCCUAUACUAAUAUUAUCUCAAAAGCGUGUGUUGUUUCAUGUAUAGGUUCUUUAAGGCAUCACCACGGGUAGAAGAAGCUGGGACACACCCUUAAUUGUGAAACACUGGACCUGUUCAUUGCUAAAAGGCUUUCCAGCCCUAAUGGGCUGGUGGGAUUGUUCAUUGUCACUGAGGUCUCCCCAUAUAGCAGCAGCAUGUGUCCUAUUGCUGGAUGGGCCAGCAUGGCCCUUAGUGAAUGUGGUAUGAAGGGACAUGUAGCAGCUUUAAGUUAAGUGGUGGGAAAAGAGCACUUAGAACGUAAUUUGAAAUUUCUAAGGUGAAUUAUUCUUAAGUUGAAUUAUUAUUAACAUGAAUUAUUCUUUGCACUUACUGAAAAGACAAAACAAGCUGCUACUGCCAAGCCAACAUGGGGUAAGAGCUGUGAUACACUUAUUAUUGUUUUUAUAUCUCUUCCAAAUCAUAGGAUUGUAGGAUGGUUAUCAUGGGAAGGGACCUUAAAGAUCAUCCAGUUCCAACCCCUCUGCCAUGAGCAGGGAUGCUUCUCACUAGACAAAGUUGCUCAGGGCCCCAACUUGCCUGGCCAACACUUCCAGGGAUGGAGCAUCCACAGCCUCUGGAUGGUUCACCUAAAACCCGGAUCAGGAAAUUGUCCCUCUACACACUCCAGGAGUGCCCUUGGUUGCUUGCAGCCAGCUGCAUUACUUUCCCAGCAGAUGCUGGUGAGCUAGGUGUUCAAGAAUGCAUUCAGUGCAGGUAACUCAGGAUGCAGCUGCAGUACAAGAUGCAGGUCGAGCUCUGGAGGGGCAGGAGCCCGAGCCCAAGGUAAGAGGCCAUGAACUACCCUUGGCAUUACAAAGGGCACAGGGACCUGUGGGGCAGCCAGGGGACCAGACAUUCCCAGACACAGCAGGAGCUGGUGAGCCCCAGACCUUCAUGGCCUUAGAUGGCGAGGGGAUAGAAGCACAGGAGCUUCUUUAUUCCAGAUUCCUCCUCAGAGGCACCAGCUUGACCUGUUAUUUUGUUACUUAGUUACUGCAUCAUGAUUAAAUUGUUUUGAGGAUCUGGACAUCUCUGAGGCUGCUAUGAGAAACCCAGGAUUAAGCUGGUAAGGAGACCUUGUCUGACUGUGUGAGAGUGGAGGGUAUAGCUGUGAAAACCUUUGGUCCCACAUGAGGUGAUCUGAGAGUGACUCCAGAGUGGCUCUUGGGUGUUUGGAUAGGGAAGUUUCCUUAACACUGAAAUCCUCCCUUCCUAGCCCACAGCCCUCAGCUACAGCUGAGGAAGUGUCCCAGCAUGCUUCCAUGAUGGCAAUUUGAUCAUAAGUUUGGAAGGGACCUAAAAGUUCAUCUGGUUCCAAUGCCCCUGCCAUAGGCAGGGACACCUUCUACUAGACCAGGUAGCUCAAAACCCCAUCCAGCCUGGCCUUCAACACUUCCAGGGAUGGGAGCAACCUCUCUGGGCACCCUGUGACAGUGCCUCACCACCCUAAUAGUCCAUCAAUUCUUCCUAAUUUCUAAUAGAAAGAGCUUAAGGCUAUUCCCCCUCUUCCCUGCCUGCCCUUGGGAAGAGGCCCUCUCCAACCUUCUUACAGGCCCCUGCAGCCACUGGAAGGGCUUCUGGAAGCUCUAAACGGUCAACAGCCAACAAGAGCCGUUGUUACCGUGACCCUGGAGAGUCGUGAGCCCAACAUUCCAAAGUUUGGGAGUUAGAGGCAUGGACCAAUCAGCAGGCUCUGGUCCAGGUGACAUCACAGUGGCUGAAGAGCACCUGCGGCAGUUGGAGGGGCAGAGCAGAGCAGAGGACAGCGCAGAGCGGUCUUGCUUCGCUCUUGUCCCCUUUGGGUAUUGGUGUCAUUCUGUCACUCUAGAAGCUUCUGUCACCCAGGAGCUUCUAGAGUCAGAAGAGGAACAGCUAAAGGAAUGGGUAGUUAAUCCCUUGAUGGACCUUCCUGCCUGUGAACUCCACAGGCUUGGAGAGAUUGCAGACCUAGUGAUGUCUGUUCGCCUCUCACCCACCCGUAAGGAAAAGCUAGCGCUGGCCUUGAAGAACGAAGGCUAUAUUCCAAAGCUGCUACAGCUUUUCCAGGUCUGUGAGAGUGCAAAGAACACCAAAGGCUUGCAUCUUCUGUUUGACAUUGUGAGAGGAAUUUUGUACCUGGACAAAGCCAUUCUGUUUGAGGUGAUGUUUUCUGAUGAGUGUAUUCUGAAUGUCAUUGGAUGCCUUGAGUAUGAUCCUUGUUUGGCUCAGCCAGGAUGGCACAGGGAAUUCUUGACCAAAAUAGCAAAGUUUCAGGAGAUUAUUCCUAUCAGAGACCCUGAACUCAGGAAAAAAAUCCACCAGAUGUCCAGGGCACAGUGCAUUCAGGCCAUCAUCGUGCCUAAUCCAUCAGAUUUUGAAGAGGGCUUUCUUUCUACCCUCAAUUCCUUCAUCAGCUCCAGAAGAGAGGAGAUUCUACAUGGGUUGAAGAAAGAUGAGGAAUUUUUGCCUAAAGUUUUUGCGCAAUUAACAAAUGAAGCUACACCUGGUGAGCAACGAUGUGAGUUGAUGAAGUUUCUCAAGGAGUUCUGUGCCUUUUCUUUCACAUUACCUGAGAAAAAAGAAUUUCUUCAAACUUUGGCAAACUUGGGAUUUCUUCCAACUCUCAAAGUGUUAAUGGGAAUGGAUGAUCCUCAGGUUAGAUCUGCUGCUGUAGAUAUAUUGUCUUAUCUAGUAGAAUUUAGUCCAGCCAUGGUCCGAGAAUUUGUAAUGCAAGAGGCCCGGCAGAGUGAGAAUGAUACCCAUCUCAUCACUGAGGUCAUUGAGCAGAUAAUCUGUAGCCCUGACGCUGAAUUUGGAGGAGAUAAUCAGACAAUAGAGAUUUUGUGUGCUCUGAUUGACCCAAGGAAAAUGCUGGCCACAGCUAGUCGUUUAGAGAUCAUUGAAUUCCUCAAUAUCUUCUACAACCGUUACAUUCGUGUUCUUACCGCACCUCUUCUGGCUGAUACAUCAGAAGAAUGGUAUGAAAUAGAUAAUUAUCAAACAGCAGAAAAACUUGCCUCAGUUUUGCAGCUGCUGUCUUUUUGUGUGGAGCGGCACAAGCAUCACAUGAAGAUUUACAUUAUCAAGAAAAAUCUGCUAAAGAGAGUACUGGUCUUGCUGAAAUCCAAACACAAAUUUCUGGCCUUGUCUGCUCUUCGCUUUAUGAGGAAGAUAAUUGGCCUGAAAGAUGACCUUUACAACCGCUACAUCACCAAGAGGAACCUGUUUGAACCAGUUGUGAAUGCUGUGCUGGACAACAGGAACAGGUGCAACCUGCUCCAGUCUGCCUUGGUGGAGCUGUUUGAAUUCAUCCGAAUGGAUAUUCAGCUCCUUAUUGCACAUGUAGUUGAGAACUUCUCUGAUGCCCUGGAAUCUGUCAAAUACAUUCCCACAUUCCAGGGACUGAAGACAAAAUAUGAGCAAGAAAAAGACCGGAAAAAGGAGAAACCGAACAGUGUCCCUUCCAAAUUGCCUGAUAACACGUUUGUCAAAGAAACCGUAGUCUUACCAGCAAAUGAAGAUCAGCAGGUCAGUGAAGGUGAAGAGAAGGCAGCUCCAAUGUCACCACCAAGCUCCAAUGGCUCCUGUCCAACCUACACAACCCUGACCACAGUGGUGACAUCACCCAAGAGAGGUCUAUUUGAAGCAUUUGCUCAUCCUGAUGAUGAAGAUGGGACACUGCCAAAGAAAAGAGCUCGUCUGGAUUCCUAAGGGAAACUGAAUUUUUUUAAUAGGAACUUUUAUUAUGGGUUUUCCAGUGCUGCAACUGUUUAAUGUUAAAAUACGGAACCAGCAAUCCAUCUCAUAGAUCUCUCUUGUUAGAUAUAUCUAUAUAUAGAUAUAUAGAUAUAUAGAUAUAUAGAUACAUAGAUAUAUAGAUACAUAG